CAGACCUCACCAGGCCGUUCAUCGCUUGGCUCAUCUGUACUGUGGGAAGUGGGUGGACAUGGCCUGGAGGAUGACAGAGUUGCUGCUUCUGGCUUUGGUGGCUGUUGCAUGGGGUGCCCAGCCCAGGACUCCACAGGCCAGGACAGACCUGCUCAACGUCUGCAUGGAUGCCAAGCACCACAAGACAAAGCCAGGCCCUGAGGACAAGCUACACGACCAGUGCAGUCCCUGGAAGAAGAACGCCUGCUGCUCCCUUAACACCAGCCAAGAAGCCCAUAAGGAUAUUUCCUACCUGUACAGAUUCAACUGGGAUCACUGUGGCAAGAUGGAGCCCGCCUGCAAGCGCCACUUUAUUCAGGACAACUGUUUGUACGAGUGCUCACCUAACCUGGGGCCCUGGAUCCAGGAGGUGAACCAGAGCUGGCGCAAAGAGCGGGUCCUGAACGUGCCCCUCUGCAAAGAGGACUGUCAGAUCUGGUGGGAAGACUGCCGCACCUCCUACACCUGCAAGACCAACUGGCACAAGGGCUGGAACUGGACCUCAGGGUAUAACCAGUGCCCAGUGAGAGCUGCCUGCCACCGCUUUGACUUCUACUUCCCCACGCCUGCUGCUCUGUGCAAUGAAAUCUGGAGUCACUCCUACAAAGUCAGCAACUAUGGCCGGGGCAGCGGCCGCUGCAUCCAGAUGUGGUUCGACCCGGCCCAGGGCAACCCCAACGAGGAGGUGGCGAGGUUCUAUGCUGAGACCACAAAUUCUGGGGCCAUGCCCCAGGGGACCGGACCUCUCCUGCUCAACCUCACCCAGAUACUUCAACGCUGGUUCCUUGGCUAAGCUGUUUCCACGGCUGACACCUGGAUACCUUCCUUGCCUGCACCCAACCUCAGCUCAGCCCAGCUCCACUCUCUCAGAUGAGGAGGACUCACAAUACCCUGGUCAUUGGAUCCUGAUCCAAGGUCCUACGGGGAUCCUCUGACAGCCUGUUCUAAUAGAUAUAUCUAUAUGUGUCCUGUGCCUUAUAAAUAAUUUGGGGAUAAGUGGGUUGGGGGUGGGGGCAUUUCUCACUGCUUCAUCAUUCCCUUUGAGAGGCCCAAAGCGGGACUGGGACUAACUUGAAGUUCAGCAGCAAGUAGGGGGUGGAAGUUGAUCCCUUAGCCUGGGGCUCUUACUUCUGCACCAGCCUUCCUCCUCAUGCCCCCUCCUAUACCACAAGGGAACAAGGGAAUUGGUGGAGGGAAGCUGGGGAGAGACUGGCAGAUGAGU
This is a messenger RNA of Kogia breviceps (pygmy sperm whale), 1261 nucleotides long. It is a transcript of the gene FOLR3, whose product is annotated as folate receptor gamma. Gene Ontology annotation, cellular component: external side of plasma membrane. Gene Ontology annotation, biological process: fusion of sperm to egg plasma membrane involved in single fertilization; sperm-egg recognition; cell adhesion. Gene Ontology annotation, molecular function: signaling receptor activity. NCBI's taxonomy places the organism in Eukaryota, Metazoa, Chordata, Mammalia, Artiodactyla, Physeteridae. The record is from RefSeq and is a predicted model, not a curated record.